This is a messenger RNA of Theobroma cacao (cacao), 1792 nucleotides long. RefSeq names its product Glycosyl hydrolase superfamily protein. NCBI's taxonomy places the organism in Eukaryota, Viridiplantae, Streptophyta, Magnoliopsida, Malvales, Malvaceae. The record is from RefSeq and is a predicted model, not a curated record. Gene Ontology annotation, molecular function: hydrolase activity, hydrolyzing O-glycosyl compounds. Gene Ontology annotation, biological process: carbohydrate metabolic process.
GAGAAGUUGGCGUGUGUUGGAAAGAGACAAGCCAGUCCAAAAGAAAGAAAUGGAGUCGAAGAAACUGAGAAAACCAAGUCGUUUAAAAACAAGUUAAGAGGAUAGAAAACGAAGGCAACAUGGUCAAGGCAAGCUAAAACCUCUGAGCCCUUGAAAAUUAAGCUCAAACAAGCAAAGAAAAGAAUUCAUCUUCUUCGUAUAUUUCCUCCCUCUCUAUCUCAUUCCGAAAUUCUUAAGACUCUCCCCGUCUGUCUCCCCUCUCUUUCUUUCUCUCUUCAUGGCAACGUUUUUAAGAAGAGUUGUUGUGAUGAUUCAUGUUUUCGUUCUACUUUCUCUCUGGUUUUCAGAUUAUGGUUUUCUACACGGAGUUACUUCUCUAGGCAUCAACUAUGGUCAAGUUGGCAACAAUUUGCCUCCACCCGACAGGGUUCUUGAUCUCUUAAGCUCCCUUAAGCUCACAAAAGCAAGAAUCUACGACACCAAUCCUCAAAUUUUAACAACAUUUGCCCACUCUAACAUUGAGCUUAUUGUCACAGUCGAAAACCAAAUGCUACCAGUCGUAAUGGAUCCCCAACAAGCACUUCAAUGGGUGAGUACCCACAUCAUGCCAUAUUUUCCGGCCACAAAGAUCACCGGAAUCGCUGUGGGAAAUGAAGUCUUCACUGACGAUGACACAUCAUUAAUAGGAUACCUCGUCCCUGCCAUAGUGAGCAUUCAUGGUGCUUUAGUUCAAUUAGGCCUAGAUAAGUACAUUCAGGUUUCGACACCCAAUUCAUUAGCAGUUCUUGAACAAUCUUACCCUCCUUCAGCUGGUAGUUUCAAGAGUGAGGUCUCCGGAGUCAUGUCACAACUUUUGCAGUUUUUGUCGAGCACCGGUUCUCCAUUUUGGAUCAAUGCCUACCCAUAUUUUGCUUACAAAGAUGCCCCAAACAAGAUUUCCCUGGACUAUGUUCUUUUCAACAGAAAUCCAGGAAUGGUCGAUCCGUACACCAAACUACACUAUGACAACAUGUUAUAUGCACAGGUAGAUGCUGUUGUUUGUGCCAUGUUUAGGAUGGGUUAUGGUGGGAUCGAGGUUAGAGUUUCUGAGACGGGGUGGCCAUCCAAAGGGGACUCUGAUGAAAUUGGAGCAACCGUCCAGAAUGCAGCUGUUUACAACAGGAAUUUGUUGAGAAGGCAAAUGAGCAAUGAAGGGACACCUCUGAGACCAAACAUGAGGUUAGAAGUGUAUUUGUUUGCUCUGUUCAAUGAGGACAUGAAGCCUGGGCCGACUUCAGAAAGGAACUACGGUCUUUUUCAACCUGAUGGAACCAUAGCUUACAAUGUGGGGCUGUCAGCCUUGGCCACUACUUCAUCAACAUCCUCAGCUUCCAUUUCUCUUACUUCCUCUGCGACCAAGGCCGCAAAUAUGGAAUAUCAAAGCUUGGUGUACUGGAUGUUUGUGUAUUUGCUGACUUUCCACGUUUUUAUGAGAAGACUACAUUAAGCAAAUGGGAGUGAACGUAAAUUUUAUAUAUUGGUAAGAGAAAAAUUGGGGCUUUCCUUUUUUAGGUCUUUUGUCCUUCCUGAAGAAAACAACAAUGACAAGGCCAAAGGUAUCCCAAUUUUGCACAAGUUAACCACCAAAGAACCUUUCUCCCAAACCCGAUGAUUGUUUCAUGAGCAUCCUUUCAACAUACAUGUUCAACAAAGGAUCAAAGUAACCAUCAUGAUCAAACGGGUAUAAUUACAUAACAUACCCUUUGUGAAUUGUGUUGAUUAUUUGUUGAUCGUGUUGAAGAAUGGAGCAGAU